AUGUAUAUCGAUCGCCGGAUCCAACACCAGGGUAUUGUUUCCAUGCCACCUAGAAAGGUCUUCUGCCACUUCCACAUUCUCCUGAAGGUCUCCCUGCCGGGGCAGCUGGAGGAGAUCAACACCAAAGAAGUGGCGCAGCGGAUCACCGCGGAGCUGAAGCGCUACAGCAUCCCGCAGGCGAUCUUCGCCCAGCGCGUGCUGUGCCGCUCUCAGGGGACCCUUUCCGACCUUCUGCGGAACCCUAAACCUUGGAGUAAACUGAAAUCGGGCAGGGAGACCUUCAGGAGAAUGUGGAAGUGGCUGCAGGAACCCGAGUUCCAGAGAAUGUCAGCCCUGAGACUGGCCGCAUGCAAACGCAAAGAACAAGAACCCAACAAAGAUAGGAACAACUCCCAGAAGAAAUCUCGUCUGGUUUUCACUGAUCUCCAACGCAGAACACUUUUUGCCAUCUUCAAAGAGAACAAACGUCCAUCCAAAGAAAUGCAGAUCACCAUCUCACAACAGCUGGGCUUGGAACUUACCACGGUCAGUAACUUCUUCAUGAAUGCUAGGAGGCGGAGUCUCGAGAAAUGGCAGGAUGAUUUGAGCACUGGGGGAUCCUCCUCAACCUCCAGCACUUGUACCAAAGCAUGAUCGAAGAACAGAAUCUAAAUUGGGCACAACUCAACUAAUGUAUAUUAAAAGGAAUGGAUUCUUAAUGGGGCCCUUCACUGGUGAUGUGAAAGCACAAUCCUCUUAAACAAUAGCUCUGUGUUACAGCAUGGGACAUCUAAUUUAAUUUAAAUGACUAUUAGGUUUUUUAGGGUUUUUUUUUUAAUGUGCAGGUCAAAACUACAUAUAAAGACAGACUAGGCAUGUCUGAAAUAAAAGUAGGUCAUUCAUGACCCAAAUUAAUCCAGUGCCAACAUGACGGAGCCAAUCAAAGUUUUAAAAAAUUCAUUCAUUUUGAGGUCAACAAGAUCAGCCAACCAAAUUGCACCCAGAUUAGCAGAUCGUUCACCAAAAGAAAUCCAAACAUGUCUGACCUAAUUUUGUUUUCUGAAUGCUUAGAUUAUCUGUACUAUUAUACCAAAGCUCACAAUAAUGAAACACACAAGUACUGAGCACAAACUUUAACUAGACCUUAAAACAUUGGGGCUUUAUUUUAGGAACUCAGGCAUUGUUACAUUAAAUGUUUUCAGAAUGAUCUGACGUAACACAUUUGGCUUAAGAAACAAUUGUUGAUGAACAUAUUAUUGGUCUUGGAUCAGUACAAUUCAGUUCC
Varanus komodoensis (Komodo dragon) is the source of this 1264-nucleotide messenger RNA. RefSeq names its product one cut homeobox 2 (gene ONECUT2). Gene Ontology annotation, cellular component: nucleus. The transcript is spliced from 3 exons. Bases 1 to 633 code for a protein of 210 amino acids. The record is from RefSeq and is a predicted model, not a curated record. Gene Ontology annotation, molecular function: DNA-binding transcription factor activity, RNA polymerase II-specific; RNA polymerase II cis-regulatory region sequence-specific DNA binding. Lineage: Eukaryota; Metazoa; Chordata; Lepidosauria; Squamata; Varanidae. Gene Ontology annotation, biological process: regulation of transcription by RNA polymerase II.